AUGGAGUACGAGGUAAUGUGGGGAGACGGCCCAUUAGGUCUGACACUACGUCCUGAUCUAGGAGAAGAUAUGCCGCCUGUAGUGGGUCGCAUCACACGUCAGGAUUCAGCUGCAGCGAUGGCAAAAGUGUCGGUCGGUCACAUGCUUGUGAGCAUUAACGGCAUGGAUACGGCCCGUAAGGGCUACGACCACGUUGUAGAGACAUUACAGAAGAUUCCACGGCCAGCUACGCUAAGAUUCCGUGUACCACGCGCAAUGACAGGCGGCCUUAAUGCGUAUCGUGACUCGUCGCGCAGUGCUGCGCGUCGUAGCCGCGGCUCUACGGGGACUUCAUGGUCAGAUUCUGGAAAUUCAUCGCCAAGUACAAGCUCGACAGCACGUAGACGUGAGCAGUAUACGGUGGUGUGGACGGAAGGUCCUCUGGGGAUGAUUCUUCGUCCCGACGACGAUGACUGUCAUGUACCUUGCAUACGUAAGAUUACAGGUAAAGGUGCUGGCACGGGAAUGGAGCGAGCUACAGUGGGGGAUAUUCUUGUUGCAGUGAAUGGUCAGGAAACUAAGGCUUUGGGCUUCCGAAGCACGAUUUCACUGUUAAAGACAAUCAGAAAACCAGCGGUGCUUAAGUUUAAGCGCAUGGGGCGGCGCAUCUCACGCAAGAGAUUGUCAAAGGAGGCGUCUUUAGGAAGUCGCAGUGUAAGUGGCAUUCCGAGCGAUACGGGGUCGUAUGAUAUUGUGUGGCGUGAGGGAGACCUUGGUCUGAAGCUAAAGCCUGGAUAUCGGGACGUUCCAGUCCUCAGUAAACUUACAGGAAAGGGCAAUGCUAGUGGUCUGCAGAAUGCUCAAGUGGGCGAUGAGUUGGUUUCAGUGAAUGGAACACACGUGGAAGGUGAGGCUUAUCAAGAUACGCUGCGUAUGUUGAAGCACUCACCAAAGCCAGCGGUGCUGCGCUUCCGUCCUGGAAAGAGUCGCCCGGAUUCGAUGAUGUCUGCGGUAUCUGUGUCAUCGGUUCGCUCGAAUCCGAGCACCCAGCGUGAAGUAACAAAGGUAACGAGUCGCCAACACGUACCUCUUUACCACGGCAGCUCUUCCCCGCCCGAACCUGGAGGGCUAUCGCAUCCGACUAAAUCUUCGCGGCAUGACCGCGAACGUUCUGAUCGUGAACGUUCUAAUCGUGAUCGUUCUAAUCGUGAACGCCCUGACCAUGAGCGACAAAGACGGAAGAAACGCAUUCCGCUAGAUGUAGCACGCGAACUGGUGGCAGCGUCUCAAGGUUCCGACUUAGAGCACGCCAUUUUUGCUGGUAUCCCUAUCACUGCCAUUGAAGACGGCUCCAAGGAAGCGCACCUACUUCGCGUUCAGGCCAAACUUUGUAUUGCAAAUAAGGCUAAGGCGGACCGCAGCACACCUGCAAAGGAGGCGUUAUCGCGUGCAGAACAGGAAGCCAAGGUACUUCAGGAGGCACUAGAGAAGGUGAAGAGCCAGGCAAAGAAAUAUGAAGAAAUUCUGGAAGCGCAGUCGCGUGAGCGUGUACUCGCGAUGGCAGUGCAACACAAGCCACAAGAGGUAGUGAAACGUCAGAACAACGUGAUUAGCGAGUUGGCAGGUGUGAUUUCGGGUUUCAAACGCGACUCGUACACUGAUGUUGAUAUCGUUCCACCUGUAAUUGAAGAGGACGAACACGUGCAGAAAAUCAUGGAUGACCUGCACAAUGUAAUGAGCAUCCCAGUGGUUGUUCCAACUGCGAAAUUUUGUGCUGAGUGUGGUACCACUGAGAAUGAGUCUAAGCUAGAUAUGGACGGUGAUGGUGAGUAUUACUGCAAGGAUUGCUGGGACAAGUUCCUUAACCUAUCUGGAUCUUCUCCAGCUGACCCAUCUACAGCAGAAGCCUCCGUGGUGCCAGUGGCUGAACCAGAACUGCCAGCUAUAGUAGAGGAACUUCCUGUGGUUACCGUACCGUCCAUACCAGUGGAUGUAGAAGACGAGGUAUCGCCGUCCUUGCUUGAUGCGCCAUUGCGGUCGAGCCGCGUCGCUAUUGAAGACCGUGAGGCUGAGGAGCAAAAAGCGCGUGUUGAAGCAGAGCACAAGCUUAUGGAAAUCAAGGAGCUUCGUCGCUCAGGCACUUUCGUACCCGAGCGACAGUUGCACAAGAGUAACGCGGACCGCUCACGGCGAGAGCGUCGUGGUUUGGAGGAACUUGCUCAGGCGCUAUUUGAAGAAGAAGAACGUGCUCGUGCGGAGGGCAAUCUUGGAUUGGCUAAGAAGUUGAGUGCCCAACGCGCACGGACUAUGGCUGAGACAUCUGGCGACAGUCCUAUGACGCCGUUUUCGUCGAUGGGCAACUUGCUCGUGACUAAUGAUGCCGAGUUAAGGAAUAGACACGACAGUCCCACGAAGUCGAAGUUAGCAUCACCAAUGCAGGUCGAUUCGUCACUGGAACUGAGUCGCUCAGUGAGCGAAGAUUUGAGCUUACCUUCCCAAAUUCCGGUCUCAGAUUCACCACCUAUUUCGCUGGAGCCCACGUUGUCUCCUGUUGCCGCAGUAACUGCAGCGGAUAUUCUUCACGAAGAGGCAAUUGCAGGGGACACUCCUCACGAAGAGGCAACUGCAGCGGUAGUAGAGGCAACAGCCACGAAUAGCGGCAACAGCCACGAAAGCGGCAACAAUGCUGGCAAUGACUACGCUGAUGUGAACUCGGAUGAGGAGGCUGAAGACCAAAUGCAAAUGAAUGAUGAGGAGGAUGUGCUUCGGGAGGUGGAGGAGAAGAACUUUGCGCUAGCACGGCAGCUAGAUGAGGCUCAUAGUGUCAUUGAGCGUGCACGUAUGUCUAUUAGCAUGUCUGGUGACGACGACGAUGAUGAGGUUACUGAUGACGGCUUGAGCGAGGAGCAGAUUAGUUUAUUUAAGAAACUAACGAGUCAAGCGGAUGAACGCAUGUCCAUGGUGGACCGCCUGCACCCGCAGGACGACUCGGACUCGGACUCGAAUUCAGACUCAAACUCGAACUCAAACUCGGAAGAAGAAGAAGAAGAAGAGAGGAAGACGAAGGUGUGUGGAUUUAAUCCCACAACAUAG
Molecule: messenger RNA, 3072 nt
Organism: Peronospora farinosa
Lineage: Eukaryota; Oomycota; Peronosporomycetes; Peronosporales; Peronosporaceae
Source: the annotation of a GenBank genome assembly